Molecule: messenger RNA, 2786 nt
Organism: Acipenser ruthenus (sterlet)
Lineage: Eukaryota; Metazoa; Chordata; Actinopteri; Acipenseriformes; Acipenseridae
Product: tripartite motif-containing protein 16-like
Exons: 6
Coding region: 79-1749 (556 amino acids)
Molecular function (GO): protein binding; zinc ion binding
Source: RefSeq, a predicted model, not a curated record
CAAAACCCCGCCUCUUAGAGCUUUAAACAGUUCUGUUUGUUGUGAAAUAGCCAGUCUCUGUGUCUCACUGCAGCAGGAAUGGCUUCAAACUUGUGGUCUCAGGAUGAGUUCAGCUGUCCAGUGUGUCUGGAGCUAUUGAAGGACCCAGUCACUACAGCAUGUGGACACAGUUACUGUAUGGGGUGUAUUAAGAACUACUGGGAUCAGACUGAUCAUACAGGUGUCUACAGCUGCCCCCAGUGCAGAAAGACCUUUACCCCAAGGCCUGAUCUGUGCAGAAACACCAUGCUGGCUGAAGUUGUGGAGAAAUUAAAGAACACAGGACUCAGUCCUCCUCCUGCUCAAAGUUAUGCUGGACCUGGAGAUGUGCCGUGUGAUUUCUGCACUGGGAGAAAGUUCAAAGCUUUGAAAUCCUGUUUGACGUGCCUGGCCUCUUACUGUGAAACACACAUCAAGCCACACUAUGAGGGGGCUGCGUUCAAGAGGCACAAGCUGAUCAAUGCAAUUGGAAAUCUGGAGCAGAAGCUUUGUGCUGAACACCAGAAGGUUUUGGAGGUCUUUUGUAGAACCGAUCAGACGUGUAUUUGCUUGUUGUGUUCACAAAUUGAACACAGGAGUCAUGAUACAGUCUCAGCUGAGACACAGAGGAUUGUGAAGCAGAAGCAGCUGGGAGAGACACAGACAGAAAUACAACAGAGAAUCCAGGAGAGACUGAAAGAAACUGAGGAGCUGAAACAGAGUGUGGAGACACUGAAAAGAUCUGCAUGCAUAGAAAUAAAGGAAAGUGAGAAGAUCUUUACUGAGCUGAUCCGAUCCAUUGAGAAGAUCUACACUGAGGUUAUUGAGCUGAUUGGAGCUAACGAGAAGGCUGCAGUGAAUCAGGCUGAAGGACGCAUGAAGAAACUGGAGCAGGAGAUUGCUGAGCUGAGGAGGAGAAACGCUGAGCUGAAACAGCUUUCAGAGACAGAGGAUCACAUCCAUUUUCUACAGAAUUUCCAGUCUCUCUGUGUCCCUCCUGAAGCUGGAGACUUACCCAGCGUUACUGUCAAUGCAGACAUCUCUUUUGGGGCUGUGAGGAAAGCUGUAUCUGAACUUAAAGACCAUAUUGAGGACUUCUGCAAGGGGGAAAUCGUCAAAAAAUCCAAAACAGUGUAUGAAGUUGCAGUUUACAGUCUGCAGGCUCCAGAGCCAAGGAACAGAGCUGAGUUUUUAAAAUAUUCCUGUCAGCUCACACUGGACCCCAACACAGCGUAUAGAAACCUCAAUCUGUCUGAAGGGAACAGAAAAGUGACAUACAGUAGAGACAUCCAGACAUAUGCUUGUCACCCAGAGAGAUUUGAGAGCUGUUCCCAAGUGCUUUGCAGAGAGGGUGUGUCUUGGACUCGCUGUUACUGGGAGAUUGAGUGGAGGGGGGGAGGGGCUUUUAUAGGAGUCACAUAUAAAGGAAUCAGCAGGAGAGGAAGGGAUUGUUCCUGUCGCCUUGGAUACAAUGACAAGUCCUGGAGUUUGAUCUGCUCUGGUUCCAGUUACACUGCCCUGCACAAUAACAACAGAACUGCAAUAACUGCCCCCCGCUCCCCCAGAAUAGGAGUGUAUCUGGACUUUAAUGCCGGCACUCUGUCAUUUUAUGGCGUCUCUGACACAAUGACCCUCCUGCACAGAUUCCAAACCGCAUUCACUGAGCCGCUCUAUCCUGGGUUUGGGCUUCAUUCUUAUGAUUCCCCUGUAACAAUCUGCCAGCUGAACUAGACUGUUUUGUGUUGUAAGAAACCCUUUGUAUUGAACUCCCUGUCUGUCCUCUCCACUCCUCGGGUGAAGGGAAUGUUCAAUCUGACACAACUUUGGAUGAAAGUUAGGGGGUAAAACGGCGCCACCUGCAGAGCGAAACGAGGGGAAUUAUUUGUUUUUACACUUGGAGCCGAGGCAGCCUCAUUGUUACUGUUUAAUCUGUCAGGUUAGUGUUUCUGUAAUUGUAAACACUCACAACUGGACAGCUGUUUCAGCAUAACAUGUUCAAUAUGUCCUGAGUAUUUAUUGAUUACAAACACACAAAUAGCAGCAAGUGGCAGACUUAGUUGGCAUCUCUGCACAGUGCUAGAAUUCCCACAGCAAGUACUGAUAAGUAUCUCUUAAGGUGAUUGUAGCUCACUAAAUAAUUCCACAAUGUGUUCCUAUAUUGCACUUCCAUUGGCUGCAUAGGACUCAAAUGUGCAGGUUUGAAAAGCAUGAGAUCUGAUGCUGCUUGAGGUUAAAGAAAGUUCUCAGUUUCUAUGCCUUAUUCUCAGGGCACAUGUUUACUAUAGCAGGUGUUUCGUUCAACACUGCACAUUUGAGAUCUAUAUAACGAAUGGAAGUGCACAGCAGCUGAGAUUCAUGGGAUUAUUUUGUCAGCUCCAAUCCCUAUCAAUGUAAGGUUGUGUAAAUAGCAGCUCACAAUACUUGCCAUGUCAAAGGCAUGUCAGUAUAGUUUCCAGCAGAUUCCUGUAUACAGUAGAAUCCUGUUAGCUGAAUAGCGUUUGAACUUGAUGCUGAAGUUUAUGGUAACACUUUAUAUGAAGGUGUCAAUUUGAAAUAGAUUAUUAACAUGUUAUAGAUGCUUAAACGAUGAGUUAUAAUGUUUUUAUAAUGCAUUAUAGAACAAGUCAUACAGGAUAGUAACAGCAUUUACUAGUGUGUUAUAAAUACUGAAUAGAUGAUAUAAGAAAUCUGCAAUAAAUGAAAAUAUGAAACUGUAUAUUAGCUGUAAACAAAUCAGGACAAAUCACAUUAAACACAAAUGAUUUACA